This is a messenger RNA of Aspergillus melleus, 1710 nucleotides long. RefSeq names its product class I adenylate-forming enzyme family protein. Gene Ontology annotation, molecular function: medium-chain fatty acid-CoA ligase activity. Gene Ontology annotation, biological process: fatty acid metabolic process. The transcript is spliced from 5 exons. The record is from RefSeq and is a predicted model, not a curated record. Bases 1 to 1710 code for a protein of 569 amino acids. NCBI's taxonomy places the organism in Eukaryota, Fungi, Ascomycota, Eurotiomycetes, Eurotiales, Aspergillaceae.
AUGGUCAAUCUCACCACUCUUAAGCUUCCCAAUGAGGUGAUGUUCGAGCACCUGGUGCGGCUGCUUGAAAAUGAUCCAAAACCCGUGAUCAUUGACCCUCGGGAUGGAGUCCAGGCGGGUUAUCCUCAAUUGUUGGCAGAUAUUCGGGAGACUCGCCAGAGAGUUUAUCAGACUCUUCCGGGGGAUUUGUUUGACAAUAAGGGGAGAAUUAGUAAGGACAGGCCGUGCAUCGGCGUCCUGACGCCUACGAGUUAUGACUUUGUCGUCGCCGCCUUAGCCAUCCUGGCAAUGGGAGGUGCUAUCGUGCCUCUUGGUCUGAGACUGCUACCUGAAGAAGCGGGCGAACUUCUCCAAAGGUCUUCCGCAACGGGUAUUUUGACCAGCGCGAAGUACGAGGAUUUAGCCCACGCGAUCCAGGCACAUGGAAGCUCCAAGGGCCAGUCACUUCCCAUCAUGAACAUUUCCAUCUACCACGGUCAGCACUCGCGGAGCAAGGACCUGAAUAUCCGGGCUGAAAUCGACCCGGAAAUGACCAUUCCCGAGGAUACGUGGAGUGCCAUUCUGUUCACAUCCGGCACAAGCGGGCCCCCCAAAGGCGUAGUGCACGUGCGAAAACUCUUCAAUAACAAUCCGCUACUGCAGACGGAACCGAUUACAUCCCUCUGCUAUCAGCCACCACAUUGGAUCAGUGGCUUUCUUCUGUUGCUCAGUCGCCCGCUGGCCGGACACCCCCUGGUGAUGAGCAGCGGCGGAUGCGCGGAAUUGUGGGAGUCGCUGCGGAAGGGCGGUAUUGACGGGUUUUGGGCAGUCCCGACGACCUGGGAAAAGAUGAAGACUCAUUAUGACGAGGUCUUGAAGCUUCUCCCUGCCGAGGAGACGGAGGAAUACCUCCGGGGAAUGAAGGAGGUUAGCACAUUCCGGGUCACGGGAGCCUUUGCAACGGCUCAGGUGCGCCAGUUCUGGCGAGAUAUCUUUGGAAGACCUCUGGAAUGCGGUUUCUCAAGCACCGAGCUGGCGGGUCUAGGUUGUACAUAUCUACCAGGUCCGGAUGACGGACUCGGAAUCGAGCGUUGCAUUGGAGAGCCGCAUCCCAACGUGUCAAUCAAGUUCACCGAUGGCGACUCGGGCGAGCUGUUGGUGAAGGGAAAGGGGAUAUUUUCCCACUACCUGGACAAUCCUGCAGCUACAGAGGCAGCUUUCGAUGAGGAAGGCUACUUCCGAACGGGGGAUUCGGCGCGUCUUGUUGGGCCCAACGUUGUCCUGGAUGGCCGCUUCAAAACAGACUAUAUCCGUACCAAAGGACACCGGAUUACCAUCUUCGAAGUGGAAUCCGAAAUCAUGAAGCUCCCCUAUGUUUCGGAGGGAUAUAUCUUCGGCGCACCGGACCGCGAUGGAGAUCGACUGGCAGCAUUGAUUCGCUUGGAACCUACCGCGCUCAAGAGCAGAAACACGCCUGAUCUGCGACAGCUGCGCGUGGACCUGCACAAGAAUCUCUAUGCUUUCCAGUUGCCGGUCGCGCUACGAUUUUUGCGCGACGGGGAGGAUGUGCCUCGAACCGACACCGGGAAGCUGAUCCGCAGACAUACUGUUGCACAGUAUUUCGUCCCUAACGAGGAUUUCACGUACGGUAGCGACGUGGAGACGUGCGACUGGAACGAACCGGUGGCAGACGGAGUCAAGGCCUGGGAUUGGGGUGGAACGCCGUACUAA